This is a messenger RNA of Argiope bruennichi, 1047 nucleotides long. RefSeq names its product BTB/POZ domain-containing protein 3-like. Gene Ontology annotation, biological process: neurogenesis. Bases 130 to 747 code for a protein of 205 amino acids. Gene Ontology annotation, molecular function: protein binding. The transcript has 3 exons. NCBI's taxonomy places the organism in Eukaryota, Metazoa, Arthropoda, Arachnida, Araneae, Araneidae. Gene Ontology annotation, cellular component: cytosol; P-body. The record is from RefSeq and is a predicted model, not a curated record.
GGCAAUGGUUAGUAUUUAAAUUUCUUCUAAUGUUUUAAAUAAAUAUCACUGAUCAAAUUUGAAGUUUCAUUUGGUUGAACUGAUAAUCUGCUUAUUUUGUGCGUCAUUUGGUUUUAAAAUAGCACAGCUAUGAUGAAAGGAUCGGGCAGACCCAGAACUCAUAUGACGAAGCCUCAGAAAAUUGAUCACUUCAGAGAAACGGGUAAGCUAACAGACGUCAAUUUUCUAGUUGGGAAGGAUGGAUUAACAGCAUCUUUCCAAGCACAUAAAUUGAUUCUGGCUUGUUGGAGUCCAGUGCUCGAGGAGAUGUUUUGUCAAUCGGAUCAGAUAAGCGACCCAAUUAGGGUACCCGAUAUUUCGAAAGAAGGCUUUCAAAAUCUUAUCGAGUUUCUAUACGGACAAAACAUUUAUUUAACGAAUUUGAAGAUUGCUGUGGAAACGUACAAAACGGCUUUGAAAUUUAAAGUAAAGGAACUGAUGACACAAACUGAGCUUUUUAUCUGCAAAGAGGUGACUCCGGAUACGGUUUUGAAAAUCUUGCAGAUAGCAAUUAAAUUGAAAAUGCGCUUCGUACAGGAGAAGUGCGUGAGUGUUAUCGAAAAUCAUGCAGAUCGUAUCUUGUCUUCCGAUGAUUUCGCCAAAAUUCCUCGCUCAAUCUUCGAUACGCUCUUAAAACUGAAACUCAACGCAUCUGAAAUGCAAAUUCUCUAUGCUGUUCACCGAUGGAAAAAUAACAACCCUUGUUGAUUUUUAAUGGCUUGACCAGUUGAUUUUAUUUUUCAACUUAUUAUAUUGACAAAGUGAAUCUUCACUGAAUAGCCAUGAAUUCUUAAAUCCUGUUGCAUCUUAGGAAUGACUAUGUGCAAUUGAUAGUUGACGACCACUAUUUGCUUCGGGACGAGAGCCGAGCUCUGGUAAAGUCCAUAGACUUCUACCAGUACCUGAAUGCUUUUAAAAACGCUCAACGAUGUCCAUCAAAGCAUGUAAAAUUUUUAUAAACUUUUACUAUGCCUUCGAACUGUAAAUAAAAAUGUACUUUUUUGGAAA